AUGCAAGCCCAGCUGAAGAAGAUUACGUCUCAGAUGCAUCGUGUAACAAGCGCGACACCGGAGCUGGAGACCGUUCUGGCAGAAGCACGACAUUCGCAAUUCACCUCAAGGGUUUCAGGUGUCAGAGUUAGACGCAAUCCUGACACCAGCAAGAACAAGCCAAUACCGUAUGACGGAAAGGGAGAUCCCACGGUCUUCCUGAAAUCGAUGUCCAUUCACAUCGGCAGUUCGUACUUCUCACCAGAAGAGGAGCACGCGGGAAGUUGUCAGUUGUUCGUCGAGAGCUUGACUGGCGAAGCAUUGAACUGGUUCUCAAGGCUGAAGGCUAAUUCGAUCGAUGGCUAUGAAGCACUGACAACCGCUUUCCUCCAGCAUCACCAAUGCUUCAUGCGUGCGCCCGCGUCAAAUGCUGACUUGUGGAGAAUGUAUCAAAAGCCUAACGAGUCAUUACGGACUUUCAUGGAAAGAUUUAAAGGUGUCGUAUCCCAACUCGCUAUAAGCGACAAGUCCGCCAUCGGUGCGUUGAAAAAAGCACUCGCUCGUGGCACCAGAUUCAAAGACGACUUAACAAUCCUCUCCGUCACAAGCUUAGGCGAAGUACUUACGCGUGCUAAUCGGUACAUCCAAGUUGAGGAGGAUGAAAGGAACCCCGACCAACCAAAAAUUCCCGAAAAAAUUCCAAGUUCGAAAAACAAGGCCGUAGAAGAAUACUACGAGCCACGACAGCAUUACACCAGAGACUACGCCAAAGGCGAAAAAGGAAGGAAGGCAACGAUGUUCGCUAUCGAAGGCAACGAGCACCAGCAAGGCAAACGUUGGAACAAGUACGAUCGUGAAACUGAUGGUCAUACCUACAAGGGCAAACGCGAUCAGCAACAACACGAAAGGCAGCGUGCAGAGGAAGCAGCAUUACAGAAUGACCGAGCACGAGCUCAAAAUGACCGAGCACGAGAAAUCGCUCGCCUGCCUCCUCCCCCGAAACAAAACCAUGAUGUGGAAGAACACGAUGAACCACCAGCACCUCGCCGAAGGAUCAACAUGAUCAUGGGCGGCUUGUCAACGUGCCGCGACUCUGUACGGUCGAUCCAAGCCUACUGUCGCGAAACAGAAGUAAAGCGCAACUUUCCCUCCCACACCAACAUGUUCAAAACAUCCUCCGAUCCAAUUAUGUUUACUGAAGAAGACGCACUUAACGCGAGUCCCAACAACGACCCCCUUGUCGUAGAAAUGAUAAUUGGAGAAAGCUCAGUAACGAGAAUUCUCAUUAACACCGGAAGCUCGGUUAAUCCUUUGACGGGAUUCGACGGAGACACUAUAAUGACUGUUGGAACUAUCACGCUUCCAAUCUAUGUUGGCGGUACGAUGCACUGCUUCAACUUCGCAAUUGUAGACAAACCCAUCGUCUACAACGUCCAUCUGGGAACACCGUGGCUUCACAAGAUGCGCGUCGUGGCUUCUACCUACCACCAAUGUGUCAAGUUCCCAAACGCGUACGGAAUCUAUACGCUGCGCGGAGAUCCUCUAAUGGCACGAACUUGUUUCAUCAUCGAGAAGAAGAUGCGAAACGCGAGAGCUUUCGUGAUUGCCGAAUCAGCACCACCACGAGACCCACGCACACCACCUUCAGAAGAAUCUGUGAUUCAAGUCAACAUCAAUCUGUCUGAUCCCAAGCGUUGCGUCGGGAUAGGCGCCGAGCUACCAAUAGCCCAGAGGGACGAGCUCGUUAAGUUCCUACAUUAA
This is a messenger RNA of Camelina sativa (false flax), 1740 nucleotides long. The record is from RefSeq and is a predicted model, not a curated record. NCBI's taxonomy places the organism in Eukaryota, Viridiplantae, Streptophyta, Magnoliopsida, Brassicales, Brassicaceae.